Cadophora gregata is the source of this 1578-nucleotide messenger RNA. RefSeq lists its product as uncharacterized. Lineage: Eukaryota; Fungi; Ascomycota; Leotiomycetes; Helotiales; Ploettnerulaceae. The record is from RefSeq and is a predicted model, not a curated record. The transcript has 3 exons. The coding region runs from base 1 to 1578 and encodes 525 amino acids. Gene Ontology annotation, molecular function: oxidoreductase activity, acting on paired donors, with incorporation or reduction of molecular oxygen, reduced flavin or flavoprotein as one donor, and incorporation of one atom of oxygen; iron ion binding; heme binding.
AUGCAGCUCCCAUUUGCGACAACUAUCAUCUUGGCAACUGUGUCCUACAUUAUCUACAUCGUCUAUUCUAGCUUUGUCCAGUCACGCCGUCAUGCACGCAAAGCCCGAGAACUCAAGUGUGAAGAGCCACCGCUGCAGAAAAAUAAAUACCCUCUAGGUAUCGACCAGAUCAAGCGUGCCCUUGCGGCUGAUAAGGAGAAACUAUUUCCUAUCGAUACUAUUCAGCGUACUGCGGAUGUCGGGGCAAUCACUUACCGAUAUUCUGUCCUGGGAAACAACAACAUAUUUACUGCCGAUGAGAAGAACAUCCAGGCCGUACUUGCAACGCAGUUCAAUGAUUUCGAUCUUGGACCGACAAGAAGAGGGAAUUUCUGGCCGUUGCUAGGCAAUGGAAUUUUUACACAGGAUGGUUCAGGUUGGGAACAUUCUCGAGCCAUGAUGCGUCCUCAGUUUGCACGAGAACAAAUUUCAGACUUGGACAUGACCGAAAGACAUGUUCAAAAUAUGAUGAGGGCCCUCAAUGUCAAUCUAAAUGCCAAUAAGUGGACCGACUGCGUUGAUCUACAGGUGCUCUUCUUCCGCCUAACCUUGGACUCCGCCACAGAAUUCCUCUUUGGUGAGUCUGUGGACUCGCAGGUGCGACUACUCCCCGGCUAUCAAGAUGAAAAUUCCUCGGACGCCUCCUCAGCGGACUUUGCAGCAGCAUUUGACAAAGCUCAGAUGGCGCUGGCAACUCGAGGACGCUUUGGUGAUAAGUUCUUUCUCUGUAAUCCUAAGGGUUUCAAGGAUGACUGUACCAUCUGCCACAAGUUCAUUGACCAGUUCGUUCGCUUGGCCCUUUCAAAGGACCUCCACGGAAAGAAAUCGGAAUCAGAAUUGGAAUUCAGAGGGAAAUACGUGUUUUUAGAGGCUUUGGCGACACAAACUCAGGAUCCCAUUGAAUUACGCUCGCAACUCUUGAACAUCCUUCUUGCCGGUAGAGAUACGACAGCGUCUCUUCUUGGAUGGCUAUUCCUCAGUCUCGCCCGUGAUCCAGCGAGAUAUGCAAAACUGCGGAACAUAAUAAUACAGGAAUUUGGAACAUACGGCAACCCCAAGGACAUAACCUUUUCCAGAAUGAAGGGAUGCCAGUAUCUGCAGUAUUGCAAUAACGAAGCACUACGACUUUAUCCCGUCGUGCCAAUCAAUAGCAGAUUCGCAAACAAAGAUACGACUAUCCCGAGAGGAGGCGGCAAGGAUGGAAAAUCCAAGAUCUUCGUUCCAAAGGGAUCCGCCGUUGAUUACUCUGUGCACACCAUGCAUCACAGGAAGGACCUGUGGGGUGAGGAUGUGGAGGAGUUCAAACCAGAGCGAUGGGAAAACAGAAGGCCGGGAUGGGAUUUUCUUCCUUUCAAUGGUGGUCCCCGAAUAUGCAUUGGACAGCAAUUUGCCUUGACGGAAAGCUCCUACGUGACAGUGCGCUUGCUUCAACGAUUUGAAAAGCUGGAGUACUUGGAGACAGAUCCAAUUAUCAGACACAACCUGUCUCUCACAGAUUGUAGUGGGAAUGGCGUGAAGGUCCGAAUGCAAGCCGCAUAG